This is a messenger RNA of Mya arenaria, 1173 nucleotides long. RefSeq lists its product as uncharacterized. The record is from RefSeq and is a predicted model, not a curated record. Bases 177 to 971 code for a protein of 264 amino acids. Lineage: Eukaryota; Metazoa; Mollusca; Bivalvia; Myida; Myidae. The transcript is spliced from 3 exons.
CGAAAAUACCUGUUACAUGGGGAUUUCCGCAGAUUGCAUUUCGCCAUAUAAAACAUAUUUGGCUGUGUUUACCAUUUAAGCUCACUCCAGGAUUUGGUUAAGGGGACAAGUUCGAGUAUACCCACAGGAGUUUGACUACAGUAGCAUCUAGCAGUAGCCACAGUGAACUUCUAAAGAUGGACCGUGAUCCUGACCAUAAAGCCUGGAUGUCGCUCCGUCUAUCUCGUGUACUGGACGAUAUUGGCGUAAACCGCCGGGUGGUUAGGAAAAGGCGGGACACGUUCCUGCUGAGGGAAGCAGUAGAAACUAUAAAAGACAAAAUAUCUGGUAAUAACGCAACGAACUUCCAUUUCGGCAGCCAGUCAGAGGGAUCUACAACGUUAGGGAUGAAUUCCGAUAUCGAUGUGCUUAUGUGCGAGCAUGAGACCAACAUCAUGUCUGACUGGUUAGACUGGGAGGCCGGGAUGCAGAACUUUCUAAUGGUGAAGGAGGAGUCAACUCCGCCACAACACUACUGGCUACAGUGGAUCAGACGAGAGUCUCCAGAACCUGUCAGAUAUCACGGAGAGGAAGAUGGCGUACCACAUAUAGAUGGACGAGUGUUUGUAAGUAAUAAAAUAUGGCAACAUAAAGCUAAACUGGAAUUAGGAAAGGACUUCCGAUGUAAUGGACCUUCAGUAAGUAACUCUGAAGAAUGGGACUAUGUUAAAGCUUACAAAUGUAAAGUUCUUCCUCCGGAAGUUGACCGAUGGUUUCACCGUCCCAGGCGUGGACAUUGGCCUACACCGGAAAUGAUGCAGGCUGCACGGGAACGCUCUUGUUUUCUGGUUCCUGAUGGACAUUUUGAGAGUCUGAAUGAAAAUAUUGAAUGGCGAUUAUCACCAAGCCAAAUAGAACGAAUUCUUGUUUUUAGUUUUACAACAGUGCAGUUAAAAUGCUAUGUUGUCUUGAAAAUGAUAAAAAAUAUAUAAUGGAACAAUAUUUAAGUCAUCAUAGUAAGCUAACUUCGUUUCAUUGCAAGACCGUUAUGUUCUUUACAAUCGAGAGAAUAUCCCGAGAGGAGUGGAGAGAAGAUCGGCUCAUAGGGUGCAUAGGAUAUUGUUUGCAAACACUGGAAUUUUUCUUGAUGAAAGGUUAUUGUCCACACUAUAUUAUUCCUGAAGUGAACCUAUU